This is a messenger RNA of Megalobrama amblycephala (Wuchang bream), 1284 nucleotides long. RefSeq lists its product as uncharacterized. Bases 139 to 987 code for a protein of 282 amino acids. The record is from RefSeq and is a predicted model, not a curated record. The transcript is spliced from 9 exons. Lineage: Eukaryota; Metazoa; Chordata; Actinopteri; Cypriniformes; Xenocyprididae.
CACAUCCAGUGGUGUUUGCGCAUGCUCCAGCUCUCGCUGUUUUGGGUGUGUGUAAAUAAAUAAAUAACCGAGUCAAGUGCAAAGAGCCUAUUAUACAAGUGCCACUGGUGGAAUUCAGAUGUGUGUGAGAACUAAAAGAUGAAGGUCGUACUGUACGUGUGUUUCAUCUUAUUUGUUACGGAUGGGGCAACUGGACAGACGUCAGACCCUGUCUGUGUGAAUAUUGGCGACUUUAAUGAAUGCAACACCGGCAAUGGGAAGUGUGAUGAGAAAAUAAGCAAAUGUAUCUGUUUCGAGGAACAACCAUUCUGCCGGUGCAACAGUAAAAAAGGUGAGUUUUACAUUGAUGAAAACUGUUCUCAGAGAUGGACAGUAACAACCUUUGCCCUGGUGGCAUCUCUGCCUGGUCUCACACUCGCUGUGUUGGUGGGGGUGAUUGUUUACGUGCUGAUGCUGUCAUCCCAAAACAGCCACACAGGUGAAGAAAUGACGACACACAAUACAGCUUCUAGAGAGCAGGACUUGUUCCCUGGAAUUACUUUUGCUUCUGAUAUGAAUGGUCGACCUCCCGCUAACCUGAGACCUGUACAACAAGAUCACACUCCCAUGACAGCCAUGUCCAGCCGGCCCUAUAGUCCAUCCAGUAGUGUGUAUCAAUCUGCUGUCAAGACUGAUGGAAGACCCCGUGAGACAAACAGCAUGUACAAUGGUAUGCGUGAUCCUCCAAUGGGAGCUCCUGUACAGCCCUACAGCACUGGUGCAGGUCGGGGUCAGAUUGUUAGCAACCCUUAUGCUAGAGAUCCAUCCAGCCAAAACCCCUAUGAAGGAGACCACCAGGAUUACAGACCACAAGCCCCUUCACACACAUAUGAAGACCUGCAGACACAGAAUCGGCCCUAUGCUCCUGCUCCUGCUCCACUCUACAGUUCUGAGCAUGGAAACCUCCGCAAUGGAUUUCCACGUCCCCAAUUAAACCUACAAUACUAGAACUUUUUUUUUCCUUUACAUCUUCUGAGCUUUAUUGGAGCUGAUCAAUUUUGUAAUUAUUUGUUGAGUUAAAUGCAUUCUGUAGCUCUUAUAUAUUAAUUAUUUAAGUUAACAUAUAUUCAUUUAGCAGAUGCUUUUAUCCAAUGUGACUAAUAAAUGAGAAAUACAACAUACGAUUUAUCUCGUUUCAAACAUCGUCAAACAUAGUAGUACAUGCUAGAACAGAGAGGUAGUAAGAAAUAGUGAAAGCAUAGAAAAGUUUAGUUGUUGUCUGAUAAUAAAACAAAAUCUUCCAAG